GUGGAGUAACUCACUUUUUUUUUUUGCUCAAUAGCGCAAACAUUGGCUAUGGCACCAGUUACAGCGGCAGUAAAAGUGAAGGACACUAUGACACGAUUAUAGCCUCAAGGUUCACACAGGGUGAGAUUGUAGCUUCCAAACGACAGCUAAACUCAGAGUUUACCUGUAAGGACAUUAUUUGGCAUAAGCUCGGGGGAAGCACGGCUGCAUAUCGUUGCCUGCUCGCGGUUGCAGCCUCUCGGGUGCCUACGUGCCGCUACUGGUUGUCAGCAUAUCUCAUUUGAGAUAAUUGUCUGGUUGUGCAGUCGGGAAAAAAAAACAAACCAACGACAAUGUGCUCGGUUAUAAACAGAGUGAAACCGGUUCAGCGGGCUUUGGCUGUCACGCUUCGCCUCCGAACAAACCCCGAGAGCUUGAGUUAUACGGCAGCCGAGAGCAGGCGCUUCUAUCCCGGCUUAGGUACUGGCGCUGAUCCGCUGCGAACGACCAUCAGAACGUAUUGCUCCAGGAUGGCAUGGACCGAAGGACUGAUCUUCAGACAACUGUUUGAAUCAGAGAGCAGCACCUACACAUACCUGCUGGCAGACGCAGAGACCAAGGAGGCCGUCCUCAUUGAUCCUGUACUGGAGACCAUCGACAGGGACCUGAAGCUCAUACAGGAACUGGGGCUUAAUCUAAAAGUGGCAGUAAACACCCACUGCCAUGCGGACCACAUCACAAGCACUGGGCUGAUGAAGAAAAGACUGGUUGGCCUGAAGAGUGCUAUCUCGAAAUUCAGUGGUGCCUCUGCAGAUAUACUCCUGACAGAGGGGGACAAGAUCACCUUUGGAAAACAUUAUCUGACUGUGAGAGAGACACCCGGACACACUGAUGGUUGCACGACGCUGGUGUCAGGGGAUCAGAGCAUGGCUUUUACUGGGGACGCUCUGCUCAUCAGAGGCUGUGGCAGGACUGACUUUCAGCAGGGCUGCGCCAAGAGGCUCUAUGAGUCAAUCCAUCAGAAGAUCUUUACCCUGCCUGACCAGUGCCUCAUCUACCCAGCGCACGACUACUUAGGUCAGACGGCGUCUACAGUCGGGGAGGAGCGCAAGUUUAACCCACGCCUGACCAAGAGCCUGGAGGAGUUUGUGGACAUCAUGAAUAACCUGAAUCUCCCCAAGCCUAACAAGAUAGAUAUUUCAGUGCCUGCUAAUCUGGUGUGUGGAGUACAUGAAGUUUGAAUGUCCCGCACAAGGGAGGAUUCUAAUCAAAUCAUCUACAUCAUAGCAAAGUGAUUGACAUUUAUAUAUCUGUAUUGAGCAAGAUUAACCAAAAACUGUUAACCAUAACAUGCUUUAUUGUGUGGAUGUAUAUUAAUAUUACGAUGUAUAUUUUAAUGGCUGUUGUCAUUUGGAGUGCAGCUACUGACAUCAUUGUGAUCAUGCUUAAAAUAAAAAUGCUGUGAUUUGUUAGAAAUGAGUGCUAAAAAGGAGUAGAUGAAGAAAAAACACUUCCACAGUUUUUCUGUGUUUUUUUGAUUUAAUAUAAAUGUGAGUACUCUUUA
Toxotes jaculatrix (banded archerfish) is the source of this 1543-nucleotide messenger RNA. It is a transcript of the gene ethe1, whose product is annotated as ETHE1 persulfide dioxygenase. The transcript has 7 exons. NCBI's taxonomy places the organism in Eukaryota, Metazoa, Chordata, Actinopteri, Toxotidae. The coding region runs from base 333 to 1220 and encodes 295 amino acids. Gene Ontology annotation, molecular function: sulfur dioxygenase activity. Gene Ontology annotation, biological process: hydrogen sulfide metabolic process; glutathione metabolic process. The record is from RefSeq and is a predicted model, not a curated record.